AAACUUAACUGUAUCGAUGUCCGACAUCUCAAAACAAAGUUGUUUAUGUAAUAUGUAACUCGAACGAGAGAUUUCAAUUUUCGAAAGUAUUGCAUCAACUAGUGUAUUAAGUCAUAAUUAAAUAAUUAACAUUUUAUUCAAUAUUUGAAUAUGUCUUAUAGAUUAUUUAACGCUGUACAGUUUUGUGAUAGGUGUUUGUUAAAGUUAAUACGACAUCCGAGAACCUCAUCUUUCUAUAAUAACAUAAAUACAUCAUCAAGUGCAUGGUUCAGUUAUUCACCUAUAUAUUAUGAUAAAGCUCCUAAAGGUUUUGAAAAAUAUUAUCCUGGUGGAAAAUCUGCACAGAAUAAUCAGCAGCAAAAGAAAGAAACAGCACCUCAGAAAAAAGAUGAAAAAUCACAAGAACCAUCAUCUCAAACGCAAGGUAGCCAAAAGCCAAUGCAACAAACGCAGCCAGAUUGGAUGUUUAAAUUUAGUUUUGGUGGUGGAUCAAAAAAGGGUGGAAAGAAUCCUUUUACACCAGAUGAUGAUAACAGAUUAGUAGCUUUUGCACUUUUUGGUACACUUGGUGUACUAGCUCUAUUUGCUUAUAAUGAAUUUCGAUACAAAGAAAUAACUUGGAAAGAAUUUGUUAAUUCCUAUCUAUCUAGAAACAUUGUUGAAAAACUUGAAGUUGUAAAUAAGAAAUGGGUUAGAGUGAAAUUUGUUCCUGGAAAUCAAUUAGAUAAUAAUAAAUAUUGGUUCAACAUUGGUAGUGUUGACACAUUCGAAAGAAACUUAGAAAAUGUGCAAUUGGAAAUGAACAUAGAGCCUACAAAUUAUGUACCUGUAGUUUAUAAAACAGAAAUGGAUGGGUCUAGCAUUGUUUCUUAUUUACCUGGAAUUGCUAUUGUUGGUCUAAUUUUGUGGAAUAUGAGAAGAGCAUCUGGUAUGAUGGGAGGCGGUGGUGUUAGAAGAGUUGGUGGCCUUUUUGGCAUGGGUGAAACCACUGCUAAAUUAAUAAAUCCUUCAGAAAUUGGUGUGAAAUUCAGAGAUGUGGCAGGAUGUGAAGAAGCAAAAGUAGAAAUUAUGGAAUUUGUCAAUUUUUUGAAAAAUCCUCAACAGUACAUAGAUUUGGGUGCAAAGAUUCCAAAGGGUGCUAUCUUGACUGGACCUCCAGGUACAGGGAAAACUUUGCUUGCUAAAGCUACAGCUGGAGAAGCAAAUGUACCUUUUAUUACAGUAUCAGGAUCAGAGUUUUUAGAAAUGUUUGUUGGAGUCGGCCCCUCUAGGGUUCGUGAUAUGUUUGCCAUGGCUCGUAAAAAUGCACCAUGCAUCCUUUUUAUUGAUGAAAUUGAUGCAGUUGGCCGCAAGAGAGGGGGCAGAAGUUUUGGUGGACAUAGUGAGCAGGAAAAUACAUUGAACCAACUUUUAGUUGAAAUGGAUGGUUUCAACACUACGACAAAUGUGGUGGUUCUUGCUGCAACAAAUAGAGUUGAUAUUUUGGAUCAGGCUCUUCUCAGGCCAGGUCGAUUUGACAGACAAAUAUUUGUACCUGCUCCUGACAUUAAAGGAAGGGCAUCCAUUUUUAAGGUACAUUUACAACCUUUAAAAACUCUAUUAGAUAAAAUAGAUCUUGCUAGGAAAAUGGCAGCUCUAACACCAGGAUUUACAGGUGCUGAUAUUGCUAAUGUUUGCAAUGAAGCUGCUUUGAUUGCUGCUCGAGAUCUAAAUGAAAGCAUUGAUAUGAAACAUUUUGAACAGGCCAUUGAAAGAGUUGUAGCAGGAAUGGAGAAAAAGACAAAUGUACUACAACCUGAAGAAAAACGAACUGUAGCUUAUCAUGAAGCUGGACAUGCUGUUGCUGGAUGGUUUCUAGAACAUGCUGAUCCCCUUUUGAAAGUCUCUAUCAUUCCUAGAGGAAAAGGUUUGGGUUAUGCUCAAUAUCUUCCUAAGGAACAGUAUCUGUACUCUGCUGAACAACUGUUUGACAGAAUGUGCAUGACUUUGGGUGGGAGAGUUUCAGAGCAGAUCUUUUUUAAUAAAAUCACCACUGGUGCUCAAGAUGACUUAAAGAAAGUGACACAGAGUGCUUAUGCCCAGGUAGUACAAUUUGGUAUGAAUGAAAAAGUUGGCCAGCUAUCUUUUGACUUACCUCAGCCUGGAGAUGUGGUAAUUGAUAAACCUUACAGUGAAGCUACUGCACAAAUGAUAGAUCUGGAAGUCCGUAAUUUAGUAUCCAGAGCUUAUGAAUCCACUGUAAAACUAUUAGAGGAACAUAAGAAAGAUGUAGAAAAGGUUGCAUUACGACUUUUAGAUAAAGAAAUCUUAAGCAGGGACGAUAUGAUUGAGCUUUUAGGACCAAGGCCUUUCAAAGAAAAAUCUACAUACGAAGAAUUCGUGGAAGGCACUGGUUCGCUUGAAGAAGAUACAACUCUGCCUAAAGGUUUGCAGGACUGGAAUAAAGACAUCAAAGAAAAGCCACAGCCUGAGACCAAGGGUGCUCCAACAAGUGCAUAGUCUUGAACAGUUUUAUGUUUUAGUGUAGCAUCGUCUCUGGACACUUUAUGAACAUAUUUCAUGUUAUGCUGCUGCCAUUUUACCACCGCUUAUUUUUAGAAAUAAUGAAAAAAAAUUUCUUUUUCUAUUGAGCCAAUCAGCUUUAUUUAAUAAAAGCUAUAAAUGUGA
Molecule: messenger RNA, 2667 nt
Organism: Argiope bruennichi
Lineage: Eukaryota; Metazoa; Arthropoda; Arachnida; Araneae; Araneidae
Gene: Afg3l2
Product: AFG3-like protein 2
Exons: 17
Coding region: 151-2499 (782 amino acids)
Biological process (GO): protein-containing complex assembly; mitochondrial protein processing
Cellular component (GO): membrane; m-AAA complex
Molecular function (GO): ATP hydrolysis activity; metalloendopeptidase activity; ATP binding
Source: RefSeq, a predicted model, not a curated record